Phlebotomus papatasi is the source of this 764-nucleotide messenger RNA. RefSeq names its product sperm-associated antigen 7. NCBI's taxonomy places the organism in Eukaryota, Metazoa, Arthropoda, Insecta, Diptera, Psychodidae. The transcript is spliced from 4 exons. The record is from RefSeq and is a predicted model, not a curated record. Gene Ontology annotation, molecular function: nucleic acid binding. Bases 10 to 696 code for a protein of 228 amino acids.
UAGUGCAAAAUGGAUCUUUUGGGAUCGAUUUUAAAUCAAAUGGAUCAACCUCCGUCCGUCAGCAACAAAGAUAAGGAGCUUUUAAAGAAGCAAAAGGAACAGGAAGAGAAACUAAUGACACAGUCAAAGAAUGAAUUGAAUAAAUUUCGCACAUACGUAGAGCAGAGAAUUGAGAGAUUCACAAAGGACAAUCGAAAGUUCAUCAUCUUCCCUCCGGCCGAUAAAGUCUACAGGAGUGUUGUGCAUGAUGUAGCAGAAAUUGCUGGACUGAUUGGUAUGAGCUUCGUAGAUAAUAAUUAUAAGAAUGAAAAUAAAUACAUCGUUGUGUACAAGAGGGAGUAUUCCCCGUCUGAGGACGAAAUAGCAGCCAGAAGGAAUGGAGAAGAGUGGAAUGAGGAAGUAGCUGAAGAAUAUAGAAAGCGACGAGAGGCAGAAGAAGAGGCUGAAAAGGAGAAAAGCCUAAAAAGUACGACUGAUCCUACACCAAAGUCCAAUUAUAAGGAGAAAUACGUCCAUUUGAUUGGAGAAAAAGCCGCCCUGGAAGCUGCCAAGAAGACAGAAACUAACAAAUCCUACGGUUUUGUGCCCAGUGAGAAUAAAAAGGAUUUGCGAUCAAUUGAACAAACACUAUCUGACAUUCAGGCCAAGAAGAGAUUGAAGACCAGCCACCAACCGUCCGGUGAGACUGACAAAUAAGAAAUUACACCCAAAAAAAAAUGGCAAAGGACAUGUAGAGAAGAUAAUAAAAAUAUUCUUACUAAUAA